This is a messenger RNA of Physella acuta, 680 nucleotides long. RefSeq lists its product as uncharacterized. The record is from RefSeq and is a predicted model, not a curated record. NCBI's taxonomy places the organism in Eukaryota, Metazoa, Mollusca, Gastropoda, Physidae. Gene Ontology annotation, biological process: regulation of apoptotic process.
AAACACAGCAGUAGAUGUUGGAGUAGAUCAUUCUACGUCCAGAUAAAGGUAGGUAUCACAGAGAUGGCCCAGUUAACCGGAGAUGUGUUUCAAAGCUUUCUGGAGUUCAAUGAUCCGGGGAUAAUUGAAGAGCUAACAGGGAGUAGAGCUACUGUUUCAAGCAAUAACGAGCAUGUGGUCACGACUCUAAAGGACAUUACUGAUGAAUUUGCUCAAACACGACUAAGAGAAAAAACAAGGCAACUAGCAGAACAGGAAUCUCACAAGUCGUAUUCCUUCUCUGAUUUCACCAACAUCAUAACAGAGGUGGUGAGGGGCUCACAGUAUGUGUGGGAGGCGAUUUGUGUGGUGUUCCACUUCUGUUGGGACCUACUGAAGCUGUUAGCCAGGCGAAUCGCUGGACAGAUAAAGGAUUGUUUCAUAGCCUGUAAGAACGCUGUCUCUUACGUCAUCGGUAGGGUUGUAACCUGCGUGGGCGGAUGGGUUCGCGCUCUGUCUAAGGCUUUAUCUAUUGGCACGUUAAUAAAUUCUAUAUUCACGUUUAGUACGGGGGGAAAUAAAUGAAUUAGUAUUAAAGUUGUAUGGGGUUAUUCAACACUAGUCUUUUAAUUUUAAAAACAUUUUUUAAUGUAUCUAAAAAAAUUCCAUAACUAGCUUAUUAAAUACAGGAUGUUGGAUAC